Molecule: messenger RNA, 564 nt
Organism: Penicillium macrosclerotiorum
Lineage: Eukaryota; Fungi; Ascomycota; Eurotiomycetes; Eurotiales; Aspergillaceae
Gene: dprC
Product: protein dprC
Exons: 2
Coding region: 1-564 (187 amino acids)
Source: RefSeq, a predicted model, not a curated record
AUGUGUGCGUACUACCAGAAGCCAACCGAUACCACUGGCCAUGGCAUUGGCCAUGGCUCGUCUACCGGCGCCCCGGGAGCUCCAUUAUCGACGCAAGACGUGCGAGCACACUAUGAUCCCACCACGUCAGGCUUCAAUUCGGCCACCGGGUCAGGGUAUACCAAAUCAUCUACCACUGGGCCGCAUGAACAUCCUCAUCUGCCGACGCCGUCGAAAAGUGACAAUCAGAUGGCGGGUCAGGAUGAUCGGAUUCGAUACGCGCCGAAUACUGUGCAGCGAAGCGCACUGGAGGAUGACUCGGCAGGAAGCUCCUCGGCCAAAGAUGCGCGGACAGAAUCGCGAGCCGGCCGCAUGGGUGAAGACGUCGGUCGCAAGGCGCAUGGGCUGGGGGCAAGUAUUCACGGGGCCGGGGAAUCGCUUCGGGGAGCGCUGACGGCGGCCGUGGACCGAGCCUUUGGAUCCGAGGAAAGCGCCGAACGCAACGAGGAGAUUGCGCGACGCGGCCAGGAGGAGAUGCAAGUGGGUGAGUUUGGGGCCAGCACUGCGCCCCAGCGGAACCGGUAA